AUGGGUCGAAUUGCGGCUCCUUUUCACAAGAAAGGAUUUGGCUGGAAUCCUUCGCUAGAUAAACUCCAGGAGCCGAAGAUUGAGAUCUGCGAGAGCUUCACGAAAAUCAUCGAAACGGACGAAAACGCCGACAGGGUCCGCGUCGUCGAAAUUUUGCGCACUCGUGCCUGUAACGAUGACCAUGACCCUCUGACUCACUGGCUAUUCCGGAGUUUGGAUAGUGGCUAUCAAAAGCUGCACGAUUGCUGGAGGGCGCUGGAGGCCGAGCGGAAUCCCUGGCCGCGAGCCAGCGGGAAUUGCGACGAAAUCACCCGAGAGUACGCGUCGCGUGUCAAGAGGGACGCCAAAAAAUGUGGUUACGGAGAGGCCGAUCAGGGAUUUCUGGCUCGAUUGACGCAGCUAAAGGUGCACGAAAACGUCAUUGGUAACGGGAACGCUCCAGCUGCAGUUCAAAACUGCCGGCAGGAGAUCGUGGAGGCGCUCGCCAGACUCGACCCAAUCAAGCAAGAAAACGGGUUA
Mesorhabditis spiculigera is the source of this 519-nucleotide messenger RNA. NCBI's taxonomy places the organism in Eukaryota, Metazoa, Nematoda, Chromadorea, Rhabditida, Rhabditidae. The record is from the annotation of a GenBank genome assembly.